Sclerotinia trifoliorum is the source of this 2945-nucleotide messenger RNA. The record is from the annotation of a GenBank genome assembly. Lineage: Eukaryota; Fungi; Ascomycota; Leotiomycetes; Helotiales; Sclerotiniaceae.
AAUGAGAUGUUGAACACACUGAGAAAUACUAAAAUCAAGUAAAUGAGGAUAUACUUACAACAUAUACAGGUACCUAGCAUACGAUAUCCGCCUUGAAGGUUAACCUUAUUGUCUCACUCAUCCCAUCAUCCCAUCAUCCCAUCAACCUUUGGAAGAUCGGUACCAGGAUGUUCCAAAGUAACUUUCUUCUAGCGCGUCAUCAAACAGGGGCAAUCAUCAAGCUAUCAGAGCAGCUUAUCCCAGUUCGAUCUUCACUUCUUCAAACUACCUAAUAUCUGUACCUACUACCUUUAGUACUAGUGACAUGCAGACCGCGAAACUGGAUUUCUCAAUGGAUGCUCACUGGUACUUACAUGGCUUUUGUAUCUGUACUCAUUAUUUCGAUUACGGGACUUUACAUCAAUUAUCCAUUAUUCCAACAAAAUAACUUGGAACAGACGUGCAACAAAUUUCUAUUCAUAACUUUUAUUAGGAAUUGAUCAAGAAAUUACUUGAUUGCUAUCAUUGAGGCAGGUAGCUCGGCCUGGCUAUUCAGCACCCAGAGUCUAGAUUCUAGAUUCUAGAUUCUCAGUACGAAAAGCCUCAACCAAACCAAGCCGGUCUUUAAUUUCUAGGAGAAGCCACCAGCCAGCCAACAGAAGCACAACGCACGGCAAUGCAGUUCUCGUAAAAUCGAGAGAAUGGCCUUUUCAUUGCGGUCUAGAUAUAAAAGACCUGCUCAAUUAACAGAUGCUGAUUACGAUCACGAAAUCGAAUUGGUGGAUCAUACAGACCCAAAUGCGAGUCGGGGUGGGAGUCGGUCAAGGAGUAGGCAGGCCAAGGUUGAUGAUUUACCGGCGAUAAUCGUAACGGAUUCGGCUUCCAGGAAUCGAGUUGAUGAACCAUCGAGGAGAAAGAGGUCGCUCAGGGCAGAGUUGACUAGGAGGAAAUGGAAGAAAUAUAGGGAUGCGCAUGUUGCGGCCGAUGAGAUUGAGAGUAGUCCUGUUAGGAUUAGUUCGGUGAUGUAUGUAUUUACCUGAUGUUAUGGCUGUUGGCAAAAGUACUAACUACAUUUUUGCAGAACCUUGCCUCCAGAAAAUGGAAAUUCUCCCGAUGAUGAAGACAGUCGAGGCCGAAGUCGAAGUCGAAAAAGAACAAAAGCUCAACAGGAACAGGAUAAAUUACCUUUCGAGAUUGAUAUUUUGUAUGAGAAUGAACGGGGUUUUGUUUUAUGCGGAGCGCAUAUGUUUUCUAAUAAAGCUUUGGGGAAUCUAGAUCCGGCGCCUUGGACCAAGAUUACGGGGAAGCCGAGUCUGACGGAUCCCUCAAAUUCUCAAGUACCGGAUCCAAGUUGGGAAUGGGCUUGGCCCGAGUGGAUUAUCAAUCAUGAUGAUGGGGUAAGAAUAUCUAGGCUAGCCUGGACUUUGGGACCUGUGGUCGUCAAUUGUCCACUGCUGUGCUAUUUGCGAAUUGCAUGCUAACUGUUGAUGUGAAUUUAGGUCGAUGAUGAAGGAUGGGAAUAUUCUUUCGCUUUUUCCAAGCUAUUUUCAUGGCAUAAUGCUAAAUGGUAUAACUCAUUUGUUCGAAGGAGAGUAUGGAUUCGAAAGCGAGUCAAGAAGAGAUUUAUUCCCCGACAUGCUCAUAUGCUUAAUGAAGAUUAUUUUACCAUACAUCCAGUGAGUAGUCCAUCAAUGCCAAUUAUGCGAGCGAACACAACUCUCACAUUCACCUCAAUCUUGAAUUCACCGGUGCUAACUCUAUUUACCAGCCACGUAGCAGAAGCCGCAGGACAAGUCUCUCAGGUGCCGCCGCUCUAGAUGGAGAUGGACGAAGCCGGUACAGUUCAGCAGUCUAUAGCCGCAAUUACGAAACAGAAUGGAAGAUCGAUGAUAUCAGUGAUAUUGCAACCCUGAUGAAAGUCCUCCGAAUCUGUCGCAUCGAUAGGGAGAAGAUGGAAGCGGUGGAAAGUUUUAUUAAGCAUGGUGGUGAGGAAUUGCAUUAUUUGACGAAACCGGAACAUAUGCAUGAGGUUAUGAAUAAUUUUAUUUUUCAGGCAAGUCGACGUGUUUUGUUGGGAAGAUUGAUGAAGGUGUAUGAGGAAAUUAGCCGGGCGGCUGAGGGGGGAAAAGAAGGAAAAGAAAAUGUGAAAAGUGAUCCAGGUGGGAAUGAGAUCAGGGAUAAGAAUGACAGUAUAAAACGAAAACAACGGGCAAAGCUCUUAGAAGCAGCGGUCAAAGCCGCAGAUGAAGAAGUCAAGAGAUUGGAAUAUUGGAGUGACGUUCGACAUAUGGCGGAGGAAGGAGAGACGAUGGGGGCAGUGGAUAAUAGGAAAGGAUGGGAGGGCAACUGGGAGGGUUUGGAUAGGAGUGGGCCGAAAGAUUUUAAAUUUGAUGGGAAGAUUAUGGGAGGAGAAGAAGGGGCUGGAAUUGGAGGGAAAGAAAAUGGGAGUGGGAGUGCAAAGGCUGGUGGUAAUGAUAAUAGUAAUAAGAUUAAUAAGGGAAAGGGACGCGCUUUGGAGUAAAGGGAUUUUAUCUUUAGGGUACGCAUGAAUUGGGUAAUUAUACAUAUGGACGAUCAAGUUAAAUACUUGAAAUGGCGGAUGGAUGCUCAGAGAAGGCGUUUUUUUAUCUUGUCGAUACCUUGGUUCAGUCAGGGUCUGGGUGAGUUAGCUUGUUAAGCGCGUUAGGCGGUAGUUGUUGGAUAAUUCUUUAGUAAAUGGGUACUAAAUGCUCGCUGCAUCUGGGAUACACGCAGAUUAUAUAUUUAACUGCGUUAAGGAGAUGGAGAUGAAUAAAUGGAGAGAUGGAGAGAUGGAGAGAUGAAGAGAUGGAUAGCGAGGAGGGGGUAUUGAUACGACGGAAGGAAGGAUGGAUAGGGGAAGUAUGAAUACCCAGGUAGAAUUAAUGAAGAGGGUAUUGCAUUAAUUAAUGUCUAUAUCGAUGCUGUAUGAUAAAAUUAUAAAUUGU